GUAACUGAUAACAAAAUUUGCUUCAUACACGGUGAUCGGGCGAUUACCACAACUAUUCCGCUCACCGUUGACAUUUUACACUUGUGAUAAAAGCUCCGUAUCCUUCUGACGAAAAGAAACAUGGCGGACGAAGCAAUAUCAGGUUACAUGUCCCAGAAUUGAUCUUGAAAAUGAUGGCAUGCUUGCACCGAAAAGGUUCUCCGUGAUCGAUUGUCUUGCUUUCAAAUUUAUAAUCCGUUUCAAUAUUAGAAGAAAGAUGUCCAGCUACGAUUAUGGAAAGGACGAAUGUGACAUGGCUGGACAAGGCAAAUCUAAAAGGAGAGGGGAUGCGUCCGAAAGCAAGGAACGUACGUCAAGAAACCGGAAGGCAAAAUCUAGUGCUGGUGCGGAAACGCUGCCACUUCCACCCUGCAAAGUGUGUGGUGGCAAAUCAUCCGGCUUUCAUUUUGGAGUGAUCACAUGCGAAGCAUGCAAGACGUUCUUCCGUCGUGCGCUGACGCAUAAGCAGACGUACACUUGCCUUGGCAAUAACGAGUGCAAUGUCGCCGACAUACACAAGCGGCUGACGAACUGCUCCGCGUGUCGCCUGCAGAAAUGUCACUCACUUGGCAUGUCGAAAAGCAGUGUCCGCAAAGGCCGUUUCUCCAUAGAGACGAGGACGCGCACCAUCGUGGAGGCGAAGGCGGUCCUGGUGCAAGAUCCCUUCCUCACGAUCGCGCCCCGACAACCGGUACCGCCGGAAGAGCAUCCCUCGGUUUCCACAUCCAACACAAAGACGACAAUCGAUAAUGCACCCUCACCGGCACCAUCGCAUUCUAUAGCCGACAGCAUGCCACUUUCUCCGCUGCAGGCCCUGUUCGAGGAAGACGCCGCCGCAUCCAGUGUGUUGUGUGGCCACCAGGCACUUCCGCUCUCUUGUCAGCCGCUUGUUUGCAACGGAGAGUUGGAGAUGCUCAUUGAGACGAUUGUCUCCUGCCAGGAUGCCGUUUACCCUGAAAUCCGAAAGCAUCUCCAGUUCACAAAGGAAAUCCACUACAUGCAGAUGAAAACAUAUGAAGAUUUCAAAUUGAAGAAAGAAGUGUUCCGGGAACUUUUCGGCAGCAUUAAGCCAGUGUCAAUCGCCGAGUAUAAACACAUCUUCGCUGAGACGGGCUUAGACCUGGACGACCGCCUCUCGCAUUUUAACCAGAAGGGAAAGGCGAUGGAAGAGAGCAUUAAUCAGUUCGCAAACUUCACCAAAAUUAUACCAGGCUUCAGGAACAUAUGUCCCUACGAUAUUUCUCAUCUUAUGAAAGCGGCACACUUGGAAUUCUGGAUGUUUGGUAACUACAUGCUUUAUAGCAAAGAGCUGUCCCUCGCCAUCAGCUGGGACGGCAGCCACAACGCCACCAAGGAGGACAUGGCCAAGUUCUUCAACAUCGACUGGAUCGAGCCGAUGUUUGCUUACACGGACACUCUACAGAGGCUCGAGCUCUCUAUCGAGGAAAUUGCUUUACUCAGGGCCAUCGUUCUUACGUUCACUGAUAGAUGCGAAUUAAAAAACGCGGAUCAAAUUAGUGCAUUGCAAGAGAAAUACUUGGACUGCUUGCGAUAUCUGUUGUCCAAGACGUACGAAAAUCCGAACACUCGCCUCUACAAACUCAUCGAUCGUCUGCUUGCUAUUCGAGACCUCUCGCACAUUAACGUCAAGGUCAAUCAGGAGUUCCUUGAAGAAUGGGGUUUCGUUAUAGAUGACUAUCCGCUGUGGAAAGAAAUGUUAUCAUUUAAAGAUAUAUAGAGUGCAUUACGUUACGUGUACAUGUUUUGUUGAAAUGUCGAAUGCGCUAACAAAGCCCCGUUGUUGAAAACUCCACAGCUUAUCGUACUCGCGACGUCACCACCCAUUUUAUAACACAGGCAUGAGACCUCGCUAAAACAUACGAAGCAUAUAGUAUGACGACCAAAAAUGGAAAUGUGUAGAACAGUUCUGGAUUAGAAUUGACAUCCUCUGCUCACACAUUCAACUGAAUAUGAGCCUAUCUUAUGGUCUAAUUGGUAGAUCAUAGCUGCAAGUUUUGCUACCAACAGGUGUCGCUUAUAAACAAACUGAACAUGAUUUUGUGCUUUAUUUGAUAAAAUGUUCUAUUUGAGCCGCAUUCUGUGGAAAGAGGGUCGAAUGCAUGUGCGUAAAAUGUCGUCCAUAUUAGCCUGUACAGCUUGUACUAGAUUUUGGCUAAGAACAGACUUUCUGUAAACGAAAUAUAUCAUAUAAGCGAAAAGCAACACCUUAACCCCCUUUUCACAGAGCACGGCCCAUUUUACUUAAGCGUCGGACGCUUAAAUUCACUUUUGCUCAAUUCGCCAUCAUGUCGUACAUGACGUAGUUUAGUACAUACACUCAUGUCUGCAUCAAUUACAAAUGUUUACCCAUUUGAUUAAGGGAAAACACAGACGUUUUCAUUUCAAUUGUAUAUGCUUAUGUACUUGUUAUUAAGCAAAAAAGCAACUGUCGGUACUUCUACUUGAAUAUUCAAGUGCACGCAUUUUUUUCCACAAACAUGUAAACCCCACUCUGUUGUUAGUACCUGAAGUAUAAUGUACUAUAUAAUAUAAUGCAUAUGUUAUUAUGUUUGACUAUCGCUUUUUAUAAGAAUAAAACAAAUUGUUUGUUUCAACUAACAUGUUAAAGACUGGGUAUGAAGGUCAGGCUUACGUUGGAUUCGGUAUGGUGUCUUUCCAUGUACGUAGUGGAGUCAUUAAGCUUUGCUCUUGUCCGUCCAUACGUUAGUCAAUAAACUAGUGUUGUGAAUUUAU
Molecule: messenger RNA, 2793 nt
Organism: Dreissena polymorpha
Lineage: Eukaryota; Metazoa; Mollusca; Bivalvia; Myida; Dreissenidae
Product: vitamin D3 receptor-like
Exons: 10
Coding region: 179-1777 (532 amino acids)
Biological process (GO): regulation of DNA-templated transcription
Molecular function (GO): zinc ion binding; sequence-specific DNA binding; DNA-binding transcription factor activity
Source: RefSeq, a predicted model, not a curated record